CCCGCUUGCAUUUAUCUCGAUUUAUGUCACUUGGUCUUGAUCAUUAUAUCAAUAAGUCAAGUCUUCUGUGUUCGCAAACUUGAGUCUACGCCAACGCCUGCCUGGCCAUCUGAUCCCAGGAUCUAACCUUCCGAAGCAAAUUCAGGCCCUUUAUCGCCUGGCUUCAUCGUGUUGGUCCAAUAGACGGAUUGAGAAAGCUUCUGUGAUACGCCACGCUUCCUGUUGCAUUUCGGCGUGAGCUAGUGCUCCAGCAAGGAUCAUAUCUUCCCGAAAAUAGGGCAAUCAACAUCAUUGUGCUGUCACGUUAGGAGCUGCGUCUGCGACUCACUACGCUUCCGGCUCUUGAUAACUGACUGCCACCAACGUCCCGGACUUCAACCAUUUGCCUGAGACCUAUCGCCCACGAAAUGGCACCGGCUGGCCAAACUACCUAUCAGAAGGACGAGAGGGUCCUCUGUUUUCAUCAUGAGAUCCUCUAUGAGGCGAAGAUUCUCGACCUUCGACACACAGAUCCUGAUGAUCGAAAGAGCCCAUAUGAGUAUCUAGUCCAUUAUAAGGGCUGGAAGAACACAUGGGAUGAUUGGGUACCCCAAGAUCGCCUUCGUAAAUUUACGGAGGAGAACAGAGAGUUGGCAACCACCCUUCGUCGGGAAGCCGAGGCUGCGCUUCGCCAGAAGAGCACGAAAACCUCUCUGAAGAAGAAGGGAGGCUCUGACCACAGCUCCGCCCGUGGAAGCGAGGAAAGACAAACAUCUGUUCCUGGCCGAGGGACUAAACGGGCCAGGGAUAAUGAUAUUGAAAAGGAGGAACAUUUCUACACCCGACCAUCAGUGAGAAUUGUGAUGCCAGACAAUCUCAAAUCGCUGCUCGUCGAUGACUGGGAAAAUGUUACGAAAAACCAGCAAGUGGUGGCGUUGCCAGCCAAGAGCUCGGUUAAUCAGAUCUUGGACGACUAUCUUAAAGAGGAGAGACCCAAGCGCACUGGUUCAUCCGAAGUAGAUGUGCUGGAGGAAGUGGUCAUGGGUAUACGCGACUAUUUUGACAAAUCUCUUGACAAGAUUCUUCUCUAUAGAUUCGAACGGGAGCAGUAUCGUGUCCUCCGCAAGAGGUGGGAAUCUGAAACUGCAGACAAAGGGCCCCUUGAUGUCUAUGGCGCAGAGCACUUGACACGCCUUUUCGCCACGAUGCCCGAGCUCAUUGCGCAGACAAAUAUGGACCUUCAAUCAACGAACCGACUUCGAGAGGAGCUAUCAAAAUUCACCAUCUGGCUGAGCAAGAAUUCUAAUCACUAUUUUGCAACACGAUAUGUCACCGCAAGCAAUGAAUACAUUGAGAAAUCACGCGGCGUCCCGAAUCCAGCUCCUGGGACUGCCACCUCGCGACUUGUUUGA
Molecule: messenger RNA, 1391 nt
Organism: Aspergillus nidulans FGSC A4
Lineage: Eukaryota; Fungi; Ascomycota; Eurotiomycetes; Eurotiales; Aspergillaceae
Product: chromatin modification-related protein alpM
Exons: 5
Coding region: 408-1391 (327 amino acids)
Biological process (GO): regulation of DNA-templated transcription; chromatin remodeling; chromatin organization
Cellular component (GO): H4 histone acetyltransferase complex; nucleus
Source: RefSeq, a predicted model, not a curated record